Messenger RNA from Macrosiphum euphorbiae (potato aphid), 1815 nucleotides. The record is from the annotation of a GenBank genome assembly. NCBI's taxonomy places the organism in Eukaryota, Metazoa, Arthropoda, Insecta, Hemiptera, Aphididae.
AUGGCUCCGAAAAGAAAAUAUGACGACUCCUAUAUCAAAUUUGGAUUUAUUGCAAUCGAAACUAACCAUGAAACUCGACCACAGUGUGUUAUAUGUUCCACUGUUCUUAGUAAUGAUGCGUUGAAACCCGCUAAAUUAGAACGGCAUUUAAAAACUGUCCAUCCUAAAUUGAGUGAUCGACCACCAGCAUUUUUCAUGGGUAAGUCAGAAAAUUUGAAAAAAAUGAAACUUGGAACAAGUGGUUCAAGAUUCGAGUUAAAUGAAAAAGUGCUAUCUGCGUCAUUUAAAAUUGCACAAUUAAUCGCAAAAUCAAAAAAACCACACACUAUCGGUGAAAAGUUAUUGAAACCUUGUUUACUAAAUGCUGUUGAAGAAGUUUUAGGUGAGGAAGCUAAAAAUAAAAUACAAGAAAUUCCAUUAUCGAAUAACACCGUGAAAGCUCGCAUUGACAAAAUAUCUUUCGAUAUUGAAGAACAAUUAUUGGUAAAAAUAAAAAACUCACCUUUUUACGCAUUGCAGUGUGAUGAAAGUACUGACGUUUCGCAAUGUUGUCAGUUACUGGUUUUUGUUAGAUUUUUGGACGAUGACAACACAAUAAAAGAAGAGCUUUUGUUACUGCAGGAAUUGGUUACUACGUCGAAAGGAAGUGAUGUAAUGAAGAUAAUUAAUGAAUAUUUUGAAAAGCACGACAUUAUGUGGGAAAAGCUUGCAGGUUUUUGUACGGAUGGAGCUCCAGCUAUGCUAGGAUCACGUUCGGGCCUAGCAACGUUGGUUAAAGAAAAAAACUGUUCAGCAUUGACAACGCAUUGUGUAAUUCAUCGACAAGCAUUAGCUUCAAAAACAUUACCUGAAGAACUCAUAUAUACUUUAAAACAGUCCGUAAAAAUGGUGAACGCUAUCAAAAGUAGUGCACUAAAUACUCGCAUUUUUAAAAAAAUAUGCUUGGACUUGGAUUCUGAAUAUGAAACUUUGCUUUUUCAUACCGAAGUCCGAUGGCUUUCGAAAGGAAACAUGUUGGCACGAUUAUUUUCACUUAAGGAGGAGGUGACAGUGUUUUUAACUGAGAAAAAAAUGAUCGAUUUAUUGAAAUGUGUUUGUGAUCAUAAGUUCGAAAUGCACUUGGCUUAUCUUGUCGAUAUCUUUGAGCAUUUAAACAAGCUUAAUUUACAAUUACAAGGCUCCGGAAAUCAUAAAUUGGAAGGCGCUGCAAAUAUAUUUAUAUUUGAAGAUAAACUUCGCGCAUUUAUUUGUAAAAUUAAUUUAUGGAUAAGUAAAGUUGAGAUGAAUAACUACUCAACGUUUCAAACACUAAAAAGCAUCGUCGACAACGAAAAAUAUGCUGACUUCGUGCCUGAGGUCCAUCAAAAUGUUUUACACCAUCUGCAUAAACUUAAAGAUGAAUUUAACCGGUAUUUCCCAGAAUAUAAUGGUUAUGAAACGAAAGGUGUCCGAAGUAUGAUUCGAAACCCUUUUAUUGUCAAAGUUGAUGAGGUGGAUGAUGAUAUCCAGGAAGAUUUGAUAGAGUUACAAAAUGAUCGAAACUGUAAGGAUACGUUUGAAUCUUCCAUGAAUAUCGAAGAGUUUUGGUGUAAAAAAGCAAUUACGUAUCCUAAGCUUCGAAAAAUCGCACUAAGAUAUUUAGUCAUGUUUUCAACAACUUAUAUGUGCGAACAAGGAUUUUCCGCACUGCUCUACAUUAAAAACAAACAAAGAAAUCGGCUGGACGCCACUAAAGACAUGCGUGUAGCUUUGAGCAAUAUUACCCCAAGAAUAUCUUUGUUAGUAAAGGAAAUGCAAGCGCAAAAAUCACAUUAA